Macrosiphum euphorbiae (potato aphid) is the source of this 606-nucleotide messenger RNA. NCBI's taxonomy places the organism in Eukaryota, Metazoa, Arthropoda, Insecta, Hemiptera, Aphididae. The record is from the annotation of a GenBank genome assembly.
AUGGCGAGGCAGCAGCAGCUCAUCCUGACCGCCGCGAUGAUCUUGUGCUGCUGUGGUGGCGGCCUUAUCGUUUCUGCGCUCGAUCUCAACAAACUGUACGGGCACAUACACGCGAAAAGGAACAUAGGAGAACCAUGCCACCCAUAUGAACCAUUCAAAUGUCCUGGAAACGGCGCUUGUAUUUCUAUUCAAUAUUUAUGUGACGGAGCACCCGAUUGUCCAGAUGGUUAUGAUGAAGAUGCCAGACUUUGCACUGCGGCUAAACGACCACCGGUUGAAGAAACAGCAAGUUUUUUACAGUCACUUUUAGCUAGUCAUGGACCAAACUACUUGGAAAAAUUAUUUGGCAGCAAAGCCAGAGACGCGUUGGAACCAUUAGGAGGCGUCGAAAAAGUUGCAAUCACUCUUUCUGAAUCACAAACAAUCGAGGACUUCGGUGCUGCUCUCCAUCUAAUGAGAUCUGACUUGGAGCAUUUGCGUUCGGUGUUCAUCGCCGUCGAGAACGGUGACAUCGGCAUGUUAAAGAGCCUGGGCAUCAAAGACUCUGAGCUAGGCGAUGUGAAGUUUUUCCUCGAAAAGCUAGUCAACACCGGCUUUCUAGAUUAA